GAAAGAGAUCAACUCUCAUCAUGCAUGAGUGUUAUCGCAAAGGAUGGUACCUAUUUAUUCUGAUUGCAUCACGUUCCAUCCCUCAUGGGUGACGUCCACAUAGAACCUGGAAAAAUGAAUGGACUGUGGAUGGUACUGUUCUGUUUAUCAGUGAUAACAGUUCAUGUGAGAGGCCAACUAUCUGAAUGUGGCAGGGAAUGUCCAGAGGAGUAUAUUCCAGUAUGUGGGUCUGACAGGAGAACUUACGGUAAUGACUGUGAGCUGGACAUUGCUAUUUGCUUGUUGAACUUGCAGGGGCAACAGUUGAAAAAGCUCGGAGAUGGGGAAUGUUCACAAUUUACCACAGUGCCCACAACCACUACCACCCCAGAACUAACCACCACAUCAGGGAAACCAACCAUCUCCACCACAACUACAACCCCAAAACCAACCACCACCACCACUACUACCCCAAAACCAACCACCACCACCACUACAACCCCAAAACCAACCACCACCACCACUACAACCCCAAAACCAACCACCACCACUACCACCCCAAAACCAACCACCACCACUACAACCCCAAAACCAGCCACAACACCCUACAUCAGAUGCCCUAAAGUCCAAUGUGCCCCUGGUGCUCAGUCUGUAUGUGCAAACAAUGGGAAAAAAUAUGCUUGUAAAGCAUUACUGGACUAUGAAAACUGUAUGACUCACAGCAGGGCCACAGUGUGGAAUUGCAGAUGCUGGGAGACAAAGUGUGGACCAUUUAAUCGGCCUGUUUGUGGAAAUGAUGGAAAGACCUAUGAUUGUAGACAACAAUUGGAAUACUUUAACUGCCGUUAUGGAUCCAGAGUGUAUUACACAAGGUUAGGGGCAUGUCCAACAACUAAACCAGGACCUACAACCCCCAAAAGUGUAUCAAAUCAGUUGUCGGAGGUGGAAAAAGCUUGUCUAGAUAUUAAGAAUGGGAACUGCCGGACAACAUCUUAUGUAUGUGUAGCACCAGAUUGGAAAACAUACAAUGAAUGUGAGUACUUGAGGGCUAAAUGCCAUAAUGGAGAUGGUACUCCUAUUUGGUGGCAUGGGGGAAGAUGCAUUGUAAAUGUGGACAUUAACAACCUAUUUGGAUAGAAAAACUGGAACUCAUUUGUUACAUAUUCCAAAUUCUGUUACUUGUUUCUUGUGGUGAAAUAAACAUCUGUUACAU
This is a messenger RNA of Lingula anatina, 1192 nucleotides long. RefSeq lists its product as uncharacterized. Gene Ontology annotation, molecular function: protein binding. Gene Ontology annotation, cellular component: extracellular region. NCBI's taxonomy places the organism in Eukaryota, Metazoa, Brachiopoda, Lingulata, Lingulida, Lingulidae. The record is from RefSeq and is a predicted model, not a curated record.